AAGCAUGAGGUGAUGCUUAUGCUGUGUAACGGCGGGCUGCAUUUUGCGCCUAUUAGGGAGAACCCGCAGAAUAUUGUCGAUCUUGGAACUGGGACGGGGAUUUGGGCUUUGGAUAUAGCGGACAAGUAUCCGAGUGCUUUAGUUGUAGGAGUUAAUCUGAGUCCAAUACGAAGACAACGGCAUAAAGUAUCGGGAAUACAGGGCAUUAGGAAACUUUCAGGCUCUCCAGCGUACAGAUCAAGGUAGCAAACUCGCUACAAGGCCCUAUAUUUCCAGGCCCUGCCCCUAAAAGCACAUUUACG
Molecule: messenger RNA, 302 nt
Organism: Hyaloscypha bicolor E
Lineage: Eukaryota; Fungi; Ascomycota; Leotiomycetes; Helotiales; Hyaloscyphaceae
Exons: 3
Coding region: 13-246 (77 amino acids)
Source: RefSeq, a predicted model, not a curated record